UGUGUCCCUGCUUUCCAGAAAACCGCGCGUUCGGCAUCAUCACGCGCGCGGCCUCGCGGUCCCCUUUCCGAGCUCAUGGUGGCCAUGCUGCGUGAUGCUCGUGGGUCCCUGGAAGGUGCGCUGUGCUCUCUCUGAUCUUUUCCCCUCAUCCGCGUCUGCGCACUUCACAGGGUUUGCUUGACAGUACUACCGCGCACUGCUCACAAUGGCUUCGUCAAGUAGUCAAGCUGUGGCCGGGCCGUCGUCGACGGAACAGGAGAUCGACCGAGCCCUGGAAGACCUGGGUGAGGAUGCGUCGGAGAUUCUCGAGAUGCAGACGGCCGCGCAGGAGAUAUACCUGGAGUACUCGCGCCAGAUGUCGCAGGCCAUGUAUGGGUAUGCGCUGUUACCGACGCUGGACAUGUUCCAGACGGAGUGUAACUUGGUAAGUGUCCAUAAAACGUUCAGCACGCGGUCCCUGGACACUCAAAACGUCGACGCAUUGGUUGCGAACUUCAACACGAGUACGUACCAAAAUCUACUGCAUCCCCAUCGGGUUGAGGUUGCGAUUGCCGAGGAGGCGUUCGACUUCCCCGCGAACCAAGACUGGCACCAUCCCGAACAACUGCCGUGGGUGAAGCUCAAGCCACGGGAGCUCGGCGCGGGGGAGCACAGCGACGCGCCGCGAACACACGCCGCGUACACGCUCAUCGGGCAGCAUCGGAUCGAGGCGAGCAAGCAGAUGCUCCAGUCGUACGUGGAGACCAUGGCGAAAACCGAUGCGGAGCUCGCCGCGAUAGGAGAGAACAGUCCGAGGUCGAAGGGGUUGCGCACGAAGCGCGAAAAGCUGUACGACCGCCUUCGCAAGCACGGAUGCUGGCUAUGCGUCGUAUAUAAGUAUGGGUCGCUGGGCGACAGGAAAGCGGCGGAGUGGCAUGCACAGAACAAGUCGUAUCCGAGCAAGGGGGAGACGCCGGAGGAGCAAAUGCGCCAGAACAUGCGCGAAUUGUACAAAUGGCGAUCCACCGGGUCGGCCAAGGACUUGCUUCAGGCGCACAUCCGGCUAAGUACCAUCGUCCACAACAUCCGGCCACCAGGCACGUCCGGCAGCAUGCUGCAGACGGCCCUCACGCACAUGUACCGCAACCCCGCCAUCCGGCAUUUCCUGUGCUCACUCACGCCCAUCCUCGACGCCUCGCUCCCUCUGUACAACGAUGGGUCCGAUCCCACGAAAACGCGGGGGUUCGGGCGUCAUUACUACGACCGGUGCGCGCUGUUCGCCGUCAGCUCUUGGCGACGCGUGUUUGCGAAAGGAGGUGGGAUCACGCUCUUCGCGAUGAUGCGGAUGCAGUGGGUUAUGGGUGUCAUCGGCUCCAAGGAGUCUUUCCACGGCAUCAAAGAAGUCGAGGAGAUCUGCGACGAAUACGACAAGGCACGCGUGUCCAGGGAUAGGUACCUGCGAAUGAAGCAAGCCCCGCUCAACGCGUCCGAGAAUGCUGCAGCCGACCGGAAGACGGAACUCGCGAUGUACGCCGUCGCGCACGAUUUGGACGAGGUGGAUGGUGCGAUUUCGUCGACGGUCGCCCGGUCGGCCGACCGUCUUCAGCGCGAGUACACGCGCGGCGCGCAGUUGCCCAACUACGAGCUAUGGACCGACGAGAUGCUAGACACCGUCGACCAGUUCGCGACCGACCACCUCGUGGAUGCCGCCUCCCUCGGGGUGCGUUGCAAGCAGGGUUUCUCCAUGAUGAACCAAUACAGCUCUGCGCUCAUCAACCAGCUGCGGUUGAAGGCGGGGGGUGCGCUAGGUCAGGAGGACGAUGAUGAGGAUCUGCUGGCGACGGAAGGAGACCCGCAGACGCCUCGGAGCAAGAAACGCGCUUGGGCUAAGAAACGCGUCAAGGCGCACAAGAAGCAUAUGGAACAUGUCAUUGGCCGUCUCGCAUACGCGUACUACAACUGGACGGUGUUGGAUGAUGCUGAGUUCACGCCGGAGCUGCCGCUGUUGACGUGCCAUGCCAUCUCGCUGGUCGGCGCCCAGGUCGGGAUGUACUCGCGAGGGUGGGAACGGGUUGCGCACAUGUUCGAACCGACGGCGUACUCACCGCAUAUCAAUUCCAACGCGUCGGCGGCCACCAACACCAAGGACAAGGUUGAGGCAGACAAGACGCUCCAUGCGCUGAUGGCGACGGUCAAUACGCCGUACCUCAAGACUGGCUCGGUCCGGGACUUCACGCAGUCCGACAGCGUUCAUUGGGCACUUGCGCGCGAAUUCUUCGGCGAUAGACACACCUUCGUCGCGUUGCUCCAGGACUGCUCUGGUAGCCCGCCGGCAUCCGUCUCGAUGUUCCGUGCCCUGACGCGGGACUCGCUCAGGAUGACCUACAUGCCGCUCACGCAGGACGUCCCCACUGUGGUAUCCAAGGCGGCCAAGUUCACCGUGAAAGGCAACGGCAAGGGGAAGGGGAAGGCGAAGUCAGAGGAGAAGGCGCGCGCGGACUCCAGCGCCCUCGCGCAGGACCAUGACAACGCUGUGAAGCAAUUCGCGGUGUCGCCAGCAGGGACCGUCUUCCCCAAGCUGGACAUCAGGCAGCACGUCAAGAUGUUUUCGUCAAACCUCAGAUGCGUCACCGACGCCAUCGCGAUGAAGACACCUGACCUCCUCCAGGACACCGGUAUCAGUCUUGACACCCCCGCCAUGCGUGCGCUCAUGCACACGACAGCCAGCACGGCGGAGAAGAAGAGCGCCGCCCCCGCUGCGGCUGCCGGUAAGAAAGGGAACGCGUCUGCGGGCCCCGUCGCGGGAUUCACCGCUGACAUCGCUGAGGCGGACACCGUGGAGGGCGUGGGCAGCGUGACCGCUGCGGCUGUGCCCAAGGCUGCGACUCGCGUCUUGGUUCCAAUGGUUGUCUACUUGCUGAACGAGGUCGCCAUUGCGCAACUCCUGUACAACGACCCAGGGUCAAAGUGGUGGUCGAAGCCUAUCGGCGAGUUCCGCGAGAAGUAUCGUCUGCUCAUGGACUCCUUUAUCGACAGGAAUGGGUCUCCGGAUGCGAAACACGCCCACUUCCAGUGGUGGGACCUCGACAAGCCGAAGCCGGAGUGGGAUGCGCACCCUGUCCCGCAGUGGUACGUGGACGGCGAACCGAAUCCGCAGCUCCUUCUGUGGAAGAAAGGGCUGGACCAGAUGGGUCUCGUCCUUACCAAGCAGAAGAACGGUCCUGGCACCCCAUGGCAGAAGGGAAGCGGCGCGGCCGGUGGCAGCGGCGGCGACAAGCCUGGCGAUACGGCCGACAACGCCAUGGACGUUGACGAACUAGCGGACCCAUCAUCGUCGGCGCCAAAGGGAAAGGCGACUGGGAAGGCGAGACGAACGACGGCGGCCAGUCCUCCGAGUGCGCAGGCCGCGGAAGCCGAACAGGCAUUGACGAAGCUGAUGCAGUCGUUCCUGAAGCAUCGCUUUCUUUUGCCGCCCGAAAUGCAGGCCAAGAAGGGCAGGGGCAAGGGCAAGAGCACUGCGGCCGGCGUCGCCACCGUCGAUCAUGCUGCGAAGGUCGCGCUGACGCAGCUGUGGAACGUGUGCAAGUUCUUGAUCGCUCGCAACCACCAUCGCUCCGUUCAGCUCGAGAAACAGACCCCCGGUCAGUUCAAUGACGUCUCGACGUUCGAGGGCCACAGUUACAAGUGGCAGAACAUUGCCGACGCGCCCGACCUCACGUUCAGCAGUACUCUCGACGAGGACACUGAAUAUCCUUGGUGGGCCGAGCUCACCAACGACCUGUCGGGGGUGCCCGCUGGUGAUCUUGUGGGUGAUCUGCUGCAUGUUCUGGAGAGCAAAGGCCGCGAGUUCGCGCCGCACACGAAGCUCCGACACCCCGACUUUGCCGCGACUGCGUACGAAGCGGAUGAGGAGUCGGCAAGUCAUCGGCAAGUGCAGCGUAUGGAACGGUUGAAUGACCUCGUCGGCGACUCAGUCGACGACUGGAUCCAGCAGCUGCAGAAGCACACGGUUGAGGCCAACAUAGAGCGGAUAGUCAAGCACGCCCGCGAAAUGGACGUAUACGAGCCACUCCAGAGCCACCACGACCGUGCCAUGGAAAUCCUCGAACUGCUUGAAGACAGCGACGACCCCGAGGCUGAGGAGGAGACGGAGAGACAGUUCUUCGCGUCACGGCGCAAGUCGAAAGGCAUCGAGGCCCCCCACACACCCCGCGACGAGGACGAGGACGAGGACGACGCCAUGGACGAGGAUGACGCCAUGGACGAGGACGACGACAUGGACCAGGACGACGACGGGCAGUCUGGUCUGGCACGCGGCAACUCGAAGCGCAUGCCCGGGCCAGACAUCAGCGAGCGUGUGGAUUCCCCCCCUGCCGCUGAGCCACCUGCCAGCCUGCCGCCGCCCAACCAGGCCGCGUUGACAAAACGCAAGCCUGACCACAGCAUCAGUCCGGCCCGUCGGCGACAACAGAAGCGUACUCGAGAGGUGCAGGAAGGCGAGUUCGACGCGCCCAGGCCACUCACGAGCACCCCCGAAGCCGAAACCAACAUGCCUCAGCUGAUCCUGUCGAUACUCGGGUUCAUCCUCGUACGCUGCAACGUCCCUCCCGCCAAUGACCUUCCACGCGACGACAAAUGGGCUACGGUUGUGGCAGACGCACUCCUCGACUACGUACAUGUGAUUGACAUCCCGGACGACAGCUUCUGGCCGCGCGAGUUGCUUAUCGCAGCCGGCUACGUGAUGCUGCAUCGCGCCUCUAAUGUCAUCACGGCCCUCACAUUCCUGUUUGAAGCCGAGGUCGCGCACAGGUUCGUCAUGCGGUAUCGCGGUGACGACAACCCCUCGCAGCCCGCGGAAGACUCGAUUUUUGGCCUCAACAACGCCGACACAGAGGUGCCUCUAAUGAUCAUCAGGCACACACUCGUGGAGUUGUAUUUCUCGGUGCAAAAGCUCUGCAAACAUAUGCGUAAGCUUGUUCCGAAUGCGCUGAACCUGCAUUCCGACAGCGAUAUGUACCGCACCAUGUUCAUGUCCUCGGCAUACGGUGUCCAAGGUUUUCCUUUUGUGCACUCGGAUGAUGGAUAUGACGUGCGGGAACUUCACGUGGAUGUCGAUCUUCUCGUCGAGGAGAUUGCGCACUUCUUCCUGGCCGCCAAUGCUGGGUCGAACACAGACGAAGUGCCGGGGGAUAUGGGGAGCUUUUCCGGUUCCAAAAUGCCUUCCCACCACAAGCUCGACCACUGGACACGGUUCAGCGCUUUGGCCGGCCUGUGGAACAACAUCUCGCGCCGGUGCACCCUCCAGAUGCCGCUGGACAAGGUGGAAAUGCCUGAUCACGCCAUCUUCGUCGAGAAGAUCAUGCCUGCGCUUGACUGUACGUCGCACCUUUCAUCAGGAUGUACCUUGUGUGCGAUGCUUAUGUUUUCUGACUAUAAUGCGUAG
Molecule: messenger RNA, 5422 nt
Organism: Rhodofomes roseus
Lineage: Eukaryota; Fungi; Basidiomycota; Agaricomycetes; Polyporales; Fomitopsidaceae
Exons: 9
Coding region: 206-5422 (1738 amino acids)
Source: RefSeq, a predicted model, not a curated record